GCCAUGGACCAGGACCACAAGAGGCUAGUACUCCCGUCGCCGGCGCCGCAGUCCCCGCCGGCAUCCGCCGCGUCGGCGUCGACCACGGCCUCGCCGUACUCCGCGCUACACCCUCUCCUCUUGCCCUCCCCGAACCCGCACCUCUUCCUGAAGCCCAAGACGCUAACUCUCUCCCUCUCGUCCUCCUCCCUCACCUCCAUGUCCUCCUCCUCGCUGCCCGCCCCCGUCACCGAUGUCUGGGAGGUCGUCACCCCCACUGCCCCAUCUGUUGACCACGUGGACGGCGGGCUUGAUGACUGCGCCAUCUUCCCGCCGCGGCUGCAUGAGGGGCUGGGCCUGGACGGCGAGCCCGAGGAGGUCCCGCCGAUGCCAGCAGUGGCGAAGGAGGAGAACGAGGAGGAUGGUGAAUACGAGGGGGAGGACGAUGAGUGGCUGUGGGGAUGGGAGAGGUGCAGCUUGGCGGCGAGGCGCGCUUGGGCGGCCGGUGUCGGGAUCGUUCAGGAGCGGGUGCUCGUGCAUGGCGCGUGUGGGUGCCCGGCGGUGAGGCCCGCCGUGUGGUCGGUUGCGGUGGCGGCUGCUGUGGUGGGGACACUUCUGUACGCCCGUCGGCGGGAUAGGAGGGAACGGGACCUGCUCGUGCUUCUCUCCAAAGAGAAGGAUAAGAGGAUAGCACAACUCUUGCAUCAAAUUGCUUUAAUGAGUGACAUCAGAAGCGGCAAUGAAGCAGUGAAGGUUAUCAGGAAGUCCUAAUCAUUUUCACUGUUGAAGGGUUCAGUUGCUAUGUUGUAGCAAACUGAUUAGGUAGUUAGGGAAUCGGACUAGUGGGUUUGCAGGUUCAAUACUUGUAGCUAAAUUGUAGUUUAGCUGCAUGAUCUUCACGGUUCUGAUGUUUGCGUAUAACUAGAUGCUGAAACCUGCAAGGUUGCAACACAAUCUCAACUCAAGCAAUCAAAAGGGACUUAAAGGAAUGGAAUAUACCAACGGAGUUAUGCUUGGAUAGAAGUGCUUGUAAAGAAGCUAUCCACGUGCCCGAACCGUGAUUAGGUCUUUUUUCCUUUUAGUGCUCUCAAAAGAUUUUUCCAUCUCCUUUCUCUCUUUUUUUUUGACAUCUUGUUGGGUUUCAACUCUAACAUACCCUAACUUGUUUGGAACUAAAAGUCUAUGUUGAUGAUGUAGAUGUGUAGAAUUGUUGUUGAUGUCGACAACCUGGACAAUGCUCUGUAUAUGUAUCUUCCAUUUAUUGCUUUGUGAUUCCCAUCAUC
Messenger RNA from Zea mays, 1262 nucleotides. RefSeq lists its product as uncharacterized. The record is from RefSeq and is marked validated. NCBI's taxonomy places the organism in Eukaryota, Viridiplantae, Streptophyta, Magnoliopsida, Poales, Poaceae.